This is a messenger RNA of Penaeus indicus, 448 nucleotides long. RefSeq names its product centrosomal protein of 120 kDa-like. Gene Ontology annotation, cellular component: centriole; centrosome. The transcript is spliced from 4 exons. Bases 10 to 432 code for a protein of 140 amino acids. The record is from RefSeq and is a predicted model, not a curated record. Gene Ontology annotation, biological process: interkinetic nuclear migration; positive regulation of centriole elongation; centrosome cycle. NCBI's taxonomy places the organism in Eukaryota, Metazoa, Arthropoda, Malacostraca, Decapoda, Penaeidae.
UUGGCCAAAAUGGGGAAAGAGCUGACGCUCGUCCUCGCAGUGUUUCAAGGAAGAGGAUGGAGACCCAGGAAUAGCCACACAACCAUUGUCACAGCAAAACUUGGGACCCAUGUCGUAACUACAGAUCCCGUAGCCCUGACAUCGGACCCACAGUUCUACACAGAACUUUCCUGGGAGCUGGAAUCCCACAUUAUUCGAAGAUAUAAGGUGGAUCACGUUCCUAUUAGAGUAGAAUGCCACUCCAUCAACAAGCGGGGCAAACAGCAAUGCCUUGGCUACAUCAUCAUGCCUCUUGCUACAGCUGUCUUGGGAGUUGAGAGUGAUCCAGCUUGGUACAAGCUGCUUGGAGGACCAAGCGUGCCACACAAGAAACCACCAAGCAUCUGCCUCGCCCUCCGCUUGAGAAGCACCAAGGUACAGCUCUCUUUUUGAGAGACGGACAGAGAAG